UCAGUGCCUCCAACUCCUUUGCUUCGUCGCACGAUACCAAAUAUGCCAGGUUGUACACAGCGGCUUUCUCCCAGGGCUGGGUUAGCAACAUCAUUGAUACUAACCAGUAUAUUCAGGUACAACUACCUAAAAAGGCAGCAGUGUACGCCAUUAUACUACAAGGCCGAGGGGUGACGUCAGUUUCACAAUGGGUAAAGACCUAUUUUGUAUCAUACAGCAAUGACGGUGUCACUUGGUCUAAUGUGACAUCACCAAAUGGAUUUUCCCAGGUAUUUACGGGGAACAGUGACAGGGAUACCAUUGUGAAGGCCGAUAUCGUACCCAGUGUAACUGGAAUGUAUAUCCGUAUCAAACCUCAAACAUGGAACGAACGCAUCAGCCUCCGUUUUGACGUCAGUGGAUGUUAUCUGUUUGCAGAAGCAAGUGCAAAUGAAACAUUUUCAAGGAUUCCUGUCAUCACAUCAUCAGACUACACGGAAGGACUAGUCUUGGACGUUUCAACAACAUCCAUAUCAAAAUGCGCCGCCAUGUGCAAAGAAACGCCAACCUGCUUGUCUUUUACUUACGAAAAAGGCCAGGAUUCGUGUCGUGGCUUUGCCGUAGCUGCUCCUGGCUUUUAUGGCCAAUUUUCGUCCCUUGGCAUCGCUUCCCCAUGCUACCUUAAAAAAGGAAAAAUCAAAGCCCUAGGAUUCCGGAAAUUGCAAGGAGGGACCAAAUACUACAACGUGAUUGGAGUUGCCCGAAAUCAGUCGAGUGCUGUUGAUACGUGUAUUCGGUUCUCUGCGCAACUGUUCCCCUUAGAAACGGCUUCGGAGGUUACAACUCUACAAAAUGUCAUUACAGGAAAUGAUAUUAUGAGACGCAACUUUCGGUUAUACGUAUCUGGAGAAUACGUAUCCAAUCAAUGGCAGUAUAAUGGAGUCCCUAAAGUAAUAGACGGUGACCUCUGGUCUACAAAUCAUCCUAACCCCAGUCAAGGGCACUGUGUGAUGUUGACAGAAACCGGUCUGGCCAGUGUUGAUUGCACGGAAAUACUCUUCUUCAUAUGUGUUAUCUGAUUACCUGAUUACCCAUCAUAACUUUUCUGCAGUGUCCAUGUACGUACAUGCAGUGAGAUACCACAUGGCAUUUUGUUUCCCGGAACAUUGAUGUCUUUGCAUGCGAUCCUCGAUUGUAUAAUGGUCUGUGAUUAUGAAAUGUGGGUAUCCUUGUUGGUUAUUAGUGACGUGAAAACGAAUUCCACAUACAAAUAGAAGAUAAGUUAUACAUUUGUACAUUUAAAUUCCUUAUCCCUAUCAUACCAUAUAUAUUUCAGAAAUGUGUUGGGAUACUA
Molecule: messenger RNA, 1333 nt
Organism: Mizuhopecten yessoensis (Yesso scallop)
Lineage: Eukaryota; Metazoa; Mollusca; Bivalvia; Pectinida; Pectinidae
Exons: 6
Coding region: 336-1058 (240 amino acids)
Source: RefSeq, a predicted model, not a curated record